AUGGCACGUGAUUCUUCAGAAAUUCAAGAUGAUUCUUCUAAAGAUGAAGCAACUGGUUCAGCAUCCUCCAUUACAUCUCUGUUGUGUGAUCACACAUUGACUGGGGCCUUGGACUUGAGGUCUGUAUCCACAGAAAGUGAUUUUCAGACUUUUUCUACACUAUCCUUGAUAAGAAGAACUUGUCACACAUUUUGCGUUUCUGGACCAGAUGAAGAUAAUGAUUUUCGAUCUAUGACCUUUCCUAGGAAACUCUGGAAAAUAGUUGAAAGUGAUCAAUUUCAGUCAAUUUGUUGGGAUGGGAAUGGAACUUGUAUAGUGAUUAACGAAGAACUCUUUAAGAAAGAAGUUCUGGAAAGAAAGGCCCCUUUCAGAGUAUUUGAAACUACAAGUAUGAAAAGUUUAGUUCGACAGCUUAAUCUUUAUGGAUUUAGUAAAGUGCAACAGACUUUUCGAAGAUUUGCUCGUCUAGCAGAUAUUCUGGCAGAAGAGGAAGAAGUCUCUAUUUUAAGCAAGUUACACUUCUAUCAAAAUCCAAAUUUUAAACGAGGCUGUCCUCAACUUUUACGCAGAAUGAAAAGAAGAGUUGGGAUCAAAAAUGCUUCUCCAGCAGCUUCAAAAGCUCAAAAUUUCAACAAGGAGCUCUGUGGAACAGAGACUAUUAUUGGUAAUCAUCAUUCUGCUUUUGUUGCUGAUACACGUGGAGAAAGAAUAGAUCCAACUUCCAUAAAUUUAAACACGCCACCAAUGAGCAAGCCUGCUACCAGCCAGACAAUCGCUAAUACAACUGCUCCAACCAGAAGUGAAUUUUGUCCUCCAUCAUCGACUUUAGAUAGAUCAUCAGAACAAACUGUAAUGGACCAACGAGCUGUUUUGAAUCAGAUGACCACAUUUCAAAUGCGCUCACCUGGCAGCUACACUCAAGCAAAUGGCCACAUCGUGAAUUUUAUUACAAGCACAACUUCUACUUCUCACUAUAUCGUAUCUCCCUUACAGAGAAGUUCUUUUGGAAGGAUGCAGCCUUCUACUUUUCCAACUAGAUAUCCUGAUUUAUCAGUCAAUGACAGUCCUUUUUCCAACUUGCAACCAGCAGGCAUCUCAUGCUUCCCCAUGCCAACGAUAGCUGAUACAUCUGCUGCCACUCUUUCAAUGUCACCUCGCCAACCAUCUGUCAGGCGAACGCAUCACCCUAAUUACAGGUGA
This is a messenger RNA of Pteropus alecto (black flying fox), 1200 nucleotides long. Its product is annotated as heat shock transcription factor, Y-linked-like. NCBI's taxonomy places the organism in Eukaryota, Metazoa, Chordata, Mammalia, Chiroptera, Pteropodidae. The record is from RefSeq and is a predicted model, not a curated record. Gene Ontology annotation, molecular function: DNA-binding transcription factor activity; sequence-specific DNA binding. Gene Ontology annotation, biological process: regulation of DNA-templated transcription.